AUGCGCCAAAAGCAUCGCCAGGCCCUCUUCGGCAUCAUAGCCUUGAUUGCCACGUUAUGCGUUCUGUACUAUUUUGAGUCUGACUCGGGACAUGAUUACAUCAGCUCUCCACUCACCACACAAUCCGGCACUCUGUAUGGAUCUGGGUUUAGAGGCCAUUCCAAUGCCGAUUACAGCCGUGUCACCAACGCGACUCUUGGGUUCUCGAAUGUGUUUGUGGUGGGACUGCCUGAGCGUAGCGACAAACGAGAUGCCCUGGCACUAACUAGUGCCCUCACUGGUUUCCAGGUUGAAUUUGUGGAUGGCGUCAAGGGCGAGUCUGUCCCAGAUAAGGCAGUGCCUUUCAAAGCCGACAGGCAGUCGUUAUGGGAGAAUAAUCUGGGGAGUUGGAGGGGACAUAUGAACGCCGUACGAAGGAUUGUCGAGGAAAAUCUAGAGUCAGCUCUCAUCAUGGAGGAUGACAUGGAUUGGGAUGUGCGUUUGAGAGCUCAACUCGAGCAAGUCGCCAUGGGCGUGCGCACUAUUUUGCCGUCAGGCUCCAACUCACGCUCACCUUACGGGGAUGAUUGGGAUCUUCUGUGGCUGGGACAUUGUGGCGAAAUUUUCCCAGAGGCUCUUCCAGAGAAUGAAGGGAAGCCACACCAUCCAAAAUACACUAUCAAGAAUGAUAUAACAGUGGCGCCUUUGAACAAGAUAACCGGUCUUGUGGAGUUCAACAAGUAUCCAGAGUUCACUCGAUGGGUACAUAUAAGCGGAGCGCCUAUUUGUACCUUUGCUUACGCCCUGUCGCAGAAGGGGGCCCGGAAGGUGCUCUUCGAUCUGUCAGUCGACCACCUCCUCGGCGCCUACGACAAUGCGCUGGCUGGGUUCUGCCGUGACGGGGCUUCCGGAAACCGGGACGGCUUGCAGGCGAAAUGCGUCAGCGUCACGCCGCCAGUCUUCUUCCACCACAGGGCGAAGGGGCGGAUAACGGGGGACAGCGAUAUUCAAAAGUCCGACAGCGGAGACGUUCGUGAGAAGGGGACGACCGAAAACAUAGUGUGGAGUGCGAGGAAUAAUAUCAAGAAUAUGCUGAUGGGGUUGGAUAUGGAGAAUCAGUUUGAGAGUUAG
This is a messenger RNA of Neoarthrinium moseri, 1110 nucleotides long. RefSeq lists its product as uncharacterized. The coding region runs from base 1 to 1110 and encodes 369 amino acids. NCBI's taxonomy places the organism in Eukaryota, Fungi, Ascomycota, Sordariomycetes, Amphisphaeriales, Apiosporaceae. The transcript is spliced from 4 exons. The record is from RefSeq and is a predicted model, not a curated record.